ACGGCACAUGAAAUACAAACGACCAUGAAAUCCUAUUUAGUUUGAAACUAUGGGCAAAUUCGAAUAUGCCCAGCCUACUACAGUAGGGUUACCCCCCUAACUAUAUGCCCCCCGUCGACCUGUCUGAGCAUUUCUUCUUCAGUACGCAUCUGUGUCUGUGAAAGCCUCGGCUCAAGCUCUGACUGAUAUUUAACCCACUGUUGUACAGUGAACUGACGAGCGCGAGGAGGAGGGAUCCGUCAUCUUCACGGUCUAAGGCAGCAUGUAGACGGGCUCCUAUCUUGCCACGGCCGAGAGAGAAAUGGCGUGAGAAAGUGUCAAAAUUCGAGAACAUCUAUCUUUGGAUGCAGAGUAACCUGAUGUUUCACAGCUGUAAAUAGUUUUGGAGUCUUGGUUCAUUGUGUUCAGUCUACAGGGCACGCGCUACACGCUGCGCUCUUUGGCUGUGGUGACAGUUAAGCUUUCCGAGCUGGGUUCUCCGCCAGUGCAAUCUAAUGAAUUAAUUGUUAUACAGGACUAUACACUUGCAACUUGUUCCCAGAACGGUGGCGCGUGACUCCCGGUGGAUGUAACGUUGAGUGGAGUGGCGCGGGUCGGUGUGCGGUCGUAUAGAGCGGUGGCGGACCAAACGCAAGACGUCCAAUUGAAUCUCCCUUCCCGUGUCCAGGUGCCUCUGCCCGCCUCAUAACGGAGAUGUUGCUCCUCGGAAUACUGCUCAACAUCUUCAUACGAGGUGUGGUCCCCUCCUUGCCGCCCCUCCCCUUGGGCUUUGUAGAUUGUGUGGAGGCAGAGAGGGGGUGUAAGGAAGACACCCAGUGUAAGGAGCUGUACAUGACCCUGGAGUACUGUGCAUCCGAGGAGGCGGUGGCUCCGGGGGAAAAGGCCGGGAUAGAGUGCCUGGAGGCCCUGAGCGCCCUGCACUACCUCCCCCUGUUGGCCUGCAAGUGUCAGCGCGGCGCACGCAGAGAAGAGCACUGCCUCCGCGUCUACUGGAGCAUCAGGAUCCUGCAGGGUUAUGAUGACUUUGAGGAGUCUCCCUAUGAGGAAUCGCCAGUGGAGACUUCUCGAAUGGCCUCCUUAGUGGCAGCAGCCUCCUCUCUUCUUCUAGAUGGACAUAACGUAUGUCUGAAGGCAGCCCAGGACUGUGGUCUGUAUGAGAAAUGUGGUUCCCUGAGGUCUGAGUACGUCCUUGCCUGCACCAAGCGUGCCCCAGGCUUGGACCACUGCAACAGGCAGAAGUGCCACCGGGCGCUGCGGCGCUUCCUGGAGCGCGUCCCGGAGGAGUACAGCCUGGGGUUGCUGUUCUGCCCCUGUACUGACAAACUGUGUGGGGAGAGACGCAGGAAGACCAUCGUCCCCUCCUGUUCCUACCAGGAGAGAGACAUGAUACAGCCCAACUGUCUGCAUCUGCAGAGCUUCUGCAGGAGGGAUGAACUCUGCAGGUCCAGACUGGCUGAUUUCCAGCAUAACUGCCAGCCCUCCGGCCAUUCCACUUCCGUCUGUAUCAGAGAGAGUGGAGCUGUGUGCCUCAAAUCCUACGCCGGACUCAUCGGCACCAUCAUGACCCCCAACUACGUUAGCAACAGCACUGUGGACGUGGCCCUGUGGUGCAACUGCAAGGGCAGUGGCAACCAAUGGCAGGACUGCUUGAGGAUCCAGCACAUGUUCACCAACAACGCAUGUCUGGAGAACUCCAUCAGUACCAUGGGUAGCUCCCCCCCUCGGCCAGUGGAGAGCACUUAUCCCCCGCCCUCUCGCCCCUCCCACCUGGACCAGCAGAAUGAGCUCAGCAACAAUGCCCAGGAUAAGUUCAGCAACAACGCUGUCCUAAAGCAUCAGCACUCUGCUGUAGCACAGACUCAGCCACAGCUCCGCUGCUACAGCCAGACACACAAUGGAGGAGGAUGGAGCAGCUUUCAUUUAUUAGUUUAAACAAAUACACAAAAAACUAAAGCAGAAAGGCACCAUUUGAAGCCAACCCCUUCCUAAACGGCUCCUUUAGCCCCACACCUGUAACACACACAUUCAUUGGUUGUAUUCAUUCAUACACUCAAUGGAUGUUUCUGUGUGGUGUGUUUUUGUGUGUGAACAUCCAGCUGUGCUAUGCUGUCUACCUGCCUGCCCUGCUUUCACAUUCAUAAUCACCUUUCAUCUUUAAUAAUCACCCAUCUUUAAUUUAUAAAACUGCUGUACUACAUACUCAUUAAAAUGUCUAUGCCAGAUGUGUACGUCGUUAUUUAUGCAUACGCGCAGUAAUUACCACAAACAAUGUCAUGUUGUAUUGACUGUAUAUCGGCCAUCAGGAUGACUUAGUGUGUGUGUUCGUGUGUAGACUCUUAUCAGAUCAGAGGAUGCUCAAGGGUUACAAUGUUUUCCUGCUGCACCUGUACUUAGCUCUGUCUGUCAGUCACUCUGUGUAACCAUGGUGAUGCUGUGUCUCUGCCUCUGUUCGCUGUAGCACCAAAUCAUGUUAAAUGGUGCUGAAUAAUGGUAAGAUGUUCGUGCUUUUCUAUCCCAGCACCUCCGGAGGUGAAGCAGCCAUUUUGAGCAUUUUUCCCCCAGGUGGGCCGUGCCUCCUGCAGGUAGCCGGCUGAAUAGGCUGAUGGGUAUUCAGGAUGAGAGAGGACACGCUGGGACUGCAAAUGACACGCACAUUCAUGAGCAAGCAGAACUGAACUGCCUGACUUCUCUGCACAGCAACAAUAUGAUGAUGAAACCCUUUCUUCUUUCUUGCUCACUCUCCUGAACGCUGAGUGGACCGAUCUUCUCUCUUUCGUCAGGCUUGAGACAUCCCCCCACUAUCUUCCAUGUGUUGCUCAGACAGUGGACAGUCACAGGAAGGACCAUUCAGGAUCACAGAACUGCUCUGCUGGUGUUCAAGAAUGCAAAACAAAACAUGAUGACAAAACACUGAUGCCAUGAACAUUCUGUUCACCCGCUUCCCUUUAAGCAUGUCUGUGUACCACAGGAGAGGGCCAGCUUUGCCCUCCUACCCCCCAGAACUCGUUCUGUUCUGACCCCUCCUCUACACACCCCGCCCAGUGUUCUCUUGAUCAGGUAGUGUUCUGUGCUUUCCUCUAUCUGCUGUUCAGAGAGACAGCCACCACCACUGUGUACAUCGGUGAACAUAAUAAAUGAAUGAUCUUACAUUUACUUACUUUCCCUUCUGGUUUUAGUGUACAGUUGACCUUAAAUGAAAUGGCUUGGAACUGUUGUGAAUGUGCUGACUAGACCAUGUACAUGAUCAAGUAAAGAAAAAGCAUUUGAACUGGUAUAUAUAUUUGAAUGGCACAGAUAAUGCACUUAGCCAAUGUACUUUUAUCUAUAGUCGACUACAUUUAAUGAACACAUUAAGACGGCCUAUAGAUUACCUUCAUAUGCACCAAUUCUCUGUCCCAGUUGUAACAUGGCGAUAUUGUGUUGAAGCAGUGACAAUGAUGAUGAUCAUUGAAACACUACAUCAGGUUUAAUGGCCAUUGUCAGUGUGUGGUUAAUGAAAUCAUUGUGAUGUAUUUCUGCUUUGUCUGAAUUCUCCUGAAGACUACAUUCUCCAGUGGCUUAUUAGAUAAUUAAAGAGUGACCAGCGACUACCAAACACUGUGGUCACACACACACACACACACACACACACACACACUGACACACACACACACUAACACAUGACACACACACAAACACACACUGUCUGUGAAUCAGAGGAGCACCAAUCACAGACCUAUUAAAUAAUCAGACAGGUUUCUCUCCCAUUGUGUCCAAUCAGAGCAAAUAGGUCUCCUGCUGGUGUGUCGUGUCUUGUUCCCUAUUUUUCUAGGGUCUCUCUCUCACUCUCUUCCUAUCUCUACCUUAACCUCCAUCUCCCUGUGGAACCCAACAAACUUUUCCUCCUGAGUCUGUUCAGACAGAUGAGUGUUCAGACAGAGAGAGAUGGAAGAGCAGGAGACCCAGUAAAGCUUUUAAUCUGUAAAUGGAGAGAGAGGUAUCCAGUAAUGGUCAUUUAAGCAGUAAGUCCUCCUCAGUCUGCCUCGUUCGUGCUUCCUAAUGGUCCUUAAACAUUUAUGACCCUGAUGAUAACAAAGGAAGACUGCAGCCUAAUCAGAUCAAUGCUGGUUAAAAACCCUACUCUGAACUGCACCGGCAUCAGCCAUUGGUGGGGGGAAGAAAACACAACUCAUAUCUGGCUCCAUAUCAGCUUUUAAAGCAAGCGUCUGUCCUCCUUAUAUAGGCAAUAAAUAAACUGCAUUGUGACACUGACUGUCUGUAGGAAUCCAACACACACCGUUUCUUCCUUGCUCACUUACUUUGCAGUGUAGUCCACUCUCUCUCUCUCUCUAGUUCUCUCCCUCCCUCUCUCUCUCUAGCUCUCUCUGUUUCUCUCCAUCGGUUUGAAAUGGAGAGAUAUGUACUCUCUGAAUAGUUGAGACUGCAGUCAGAGAUUGGGGUGGCUCUGAAUAGCCGGGCAGAUAAAGAUGGAUUUCAUUCAGAAAUGGAUGGAGAAACUGUGUCUAUCUCUGGGUGGUACAGAACGUCUCAUCCUACUCCGUCUAAAUGGCUUCUAUUGGGAGUGAUGAGAUUCAGCCUCCACUCCCCACAGACUGCAUCCUGCAGCAUUACAGGGUCACAAGGGUUAAAUGGCCCAAUAAGGAAAAGACAUACUGCAUUACACACUGCAUUAUAACACAGACACACACACACACACACACACACACACACACACUGUGGGACUCUCCAGCUAUCAGGAUCUGUGUAUUCACACCGGAGCAGUUUAUUUCCAUCCACCUGCACAAACCAACUGGCUGAAUUCUACCAAGCUGCACUAAUGUUUGCAGUGCUGAGCUGCAGGGUAUUUGCAGAAGUUUGCUGGUGGUGCUAAAUAAAGCUUGAUUUGAUUUGA
Molecule: messenger RNA, 4891 nt
Organism: Coregonus clupeaformis (lake whitefish)
Lineage: Eukaryota; Metazoa; Chordata; Actinopteri; Salmoniformes; Salmonidae
Product: GDNF family receptor alpha-4
Exons: 8
Coding region: 694-1932 (412 amino acids)
Biological process (GO): nervous system development
Cellular component (GO): external side of plasma membrane; signaling receptor complex
Molecular function (GO): signaling receptor activity
Source: RefSeq, a predicted model, not a curated record